This is a messenger RNA of Neopelma chrysocephalum (saffron-crested tyrant-manakin), 2634 nucleotides long. RefSeq names its product optineurin (gene OPTN). The transcript has 14 exons. Lineage: Eukaryota; Metazoa; Chordata; Aves; Passeriformes; Pipridae. Gene Ontology annotation, molecular function: K63-linked polyubiquitin modification-dependent protein binding. Gene Ontology annotation, biological process: protein localization to Golgi apparatus; regulation of canonical NF-kappaB signal transduction; Golgi ribbon formation. The record is from RefSeq and is a predicted model, not a curated record. The coding region runs from base 131 to 1801 and encodes 556 amino acids. Gene Ontology annotation, cellular component: cytoplasm; Golgi apparatus; nucleus.
AAAUCCCCUCGGAGUCGGAUAAGGAGGAGGAGGAGGCGGAGGCGGGAUCGGGGACAGCGGGGCGGGCAGUCAGUCAGCUGAGCCGGGCCGCCGCCGCCAUGGGCGCGUCGUGAGGGUAGCUGCUUCAGAGAUGUCCAGCAAGUUGAAGGGCCGUCCUGCUGAAAAUGGAGAGCAUCCCAAGGGUAAAAUGGAAAACGGAGUGGACAGUGGGGCUGGCCCUGCCCUUAGUACCUACACCCCAGAGGAGAUGGUGCAGCAGAUGAAAGAACUAAUCACUGAGAACAACGAGUUAAAAGAAGCCAUGAAGUUGCAUAACCAAGCUAUGAAGGACCGAUACGAGGAACUUUCCAUCUGGAGAGAGAAGCAGAAGGAAGAACGAGAAUUUUAUGAGUCCAAGUUUAAGGAGGCGAAACAGUGCUUGCAGGCCAAGUGCGUUGAAAAUGAACAACUACAGCAACAACUUCAGAGCUUGAAGGAAAGAGAAGAAGGAGCUGAAAUGGAGGGCUGCGUGGCUCUCGAGAAGGAAGUGAGGAACCUGAAAUCCCAGGUGCAGCGGCUCCAGGUUGAGAAGGCAGAUCUGGUUGCCAUCAUUUCAGAACUGCAAGUCAAGCUGAACAUGUCAGCAGAGGAUUCCUUUGUGGAGAUUGGGAUGACCGAAGGAGAAAUAAAUAGAACUGCAAAAGAACAUCAAGAGAAUGGUGGUGAAACGACCGGGAAUGUUGCUGUCUACAUCAGGAGCAAAUCUGCAGAUGAAUCUAAGAAUUUGGAGUCCGAGGAGCUAACUGUGAGCCAGUUGCUGUGCUCCCUUAGAAAUGAAACUCAGAAGAGGGAAAAACUUGAGAAGGAGCUGCAGGAUCACAGAGAGAGACUGUCAAAGCUGGAGAAGGAAACCAGCAACUGCCUGGACAGUGGGACACAAACUGAACAGGAAGAAGAGACUUCAGAGGCUGUUGGCAGUGAAGUAGAAGCCCUGAAUUUGCAAGUUUGUGCUCUGUUUAAGGAGCUUCAGGAAGCCCAUGAGAAGUUAAAAGAAGCAGAAUUGAUUCAGAAGAAGCUUCAAGAAAAGUGCCAAGCACUGGAAAGAAAAAGCUUGGCUGCUGCAUCAGAAUUGGAGGAGAAGCAGCAGCUAAUAUACACUGUCAAGAAGCUGGAACUUCAGGUGGAGAGCAUGCAGUCAGAGGUCAAGCUGGAACAAGCCAAGACACAUGAAGAAAAGGCAAGAUACAAUAGCCUGCAGGACUCAUAUAGCAAACUUCUUCCUCAACUCACUGAGGCAAUGAAACAAAUUGAUGAAAUGAAACUCAAAGAGCUGGACAGAGUGGAUAAAGCUGUGGUGGAACAACUGAAAGCAAAGGUGGAGUUGGCAGAACAAGCCCUUGCUGCAAAGCAGCUCAAGAUAGAUGAAAUGAAGCAGAUAAUUGCUAAGCAAGAGGAGGACCUUGAAACCAUGUCUGUGCUCCGUGCUCAGAUGGAGGUUUAUUGUUCUGAUUUCCAUGCUGAGAGGGCAGCAAGAGAGAAGAUCCACGAGGAGAAGGAGCAGUUGGCUGUCCAGCUGGCAUACCUGCUAAAGGAGCAGCAAAACCUUGAAGAUCUUGGCCGAAGCUCUUUGGCGGAGAUGCAGAAUCGCCAUGGAGCCAGAGUGCCGGAUCGGGAACACUCACCUCGCCUUGUCCAAAGAGGAACUGGUAGUCAAGACUGGCCAGAGCAGCGGAAUAUCUCAAUAUAUUCAUGUCCCAAAUGUGAAGAAAUUUUACCUGAUUUGGACACACUGCAGAUUCACGUUAUGGACUGCAUUAAUUGAGUGCUGCCCUCCAUUUCUUCAUCUUCUGGAAUUUCACCUGCCAAAUACUUUGGAGUUUUUUUCCUUCUUGCUGAAAUAAUGCUCAAUUCCACAUCCUAUGAAGGAGGUUUUCGGGGGUUUUCUCAUUAAUUCAGUGGGAAAACAGUAAAACUCUUCCCCUGCCCUGUAGUCACUAAUCUUGUUGUAAUCUGCUUUAGGGAAAGAAUUUUCAUAGGUUAACAACAUGGAAGUGCUACAGAACUCACAGUGUGUCUGCUGCUAUGAAACCUUUCAGGAACAUUCCCCUGAAGUGCUCUGCUCUAUGGCUGCCCUGCAGAACGGGGCUGAUUCACUGAAGUCAGAAGAGCAAUGGGAUAUUUGCUGAUCAACUCUAAGAACAGUGAGCCUGUUUCUCAUAUAUUAUAUACCAGGAAAGUAAUACAUGAAAAAGCUAUUUGAGAAGCUUUCAGCAAAAUGGAGUAGUGCUGUAUUCAUUGAGCAUUUGAAGUGAACCCUGCUCUUUCUCCAGAUGGCAGUUUUAUUGCUGCCCUUGUGACCAUACUAAUCUGAUGUUAAAUUUUUGAUGGCUUAUGUAACUUCUUGCUUUAGCCAGAUGUGGGUAAGGUUUAAAACAGAUCAUUUAGGUCUGAUACAUGUAGCUCCUGAUGUACUCAAGUCACUUGGUUUUAUAGAACUCUUAAUUUUUAAGGUGUUGUCUUGACUUUUGUUUAUUAUAAUAAAAUAAUUUGAACCUGUACAGUAUUGUGGUAGAAAGCGCUGAGAUGGAUGUAUCCUAAUUUUAAAAAUUAUGAUGGAUUUUCACAUCCCAAAAUAAAUCUAUAACAAUUAUAAAA